Molecule: messenger RNA, 306 nt
Organism: Histoplasma capsulatum G186AR
Lineage: Eukaryota; Fungi; Ascomycota; Eurotiomycetes; Onygenales; Ajellomycetaceae
Exons: 2
Coding region: 1-306 (101 amino acids)
Source: RefSeq, a predicted model, not a curated record
AUGAAACAGAUCGCAGAGUUUCGGCUCUUACUAAGUUCCCAUCAGUUGCCAAAUGAUUCGUAUUAUCUGAUGGAUAAGUCCGUGCUUAUUUUUGCGACAAUCCCGGACCUACUAGAGCAAAACUCUGUGGCCGGAGUUGGCGAUACCCAAUCAGAGGUGUGCUUUUGCCGGAAAACACGCCAUGGGGAUCCAAAGUUAUGGCUUCUCCACACUCGAGAUUUCAAGAUGCAUUCGCUCCAGGCCUCUGAACCAUGCGACGUCAUCGGGACCAGCAUAACAUACCGUUUCAGGAAUAGCCGUCGCUAG